This is a messenger RNA of Chinchilla lanigera (long-tailed chinchilla), 2931 nucleotides long. RefSeq names its product EPH receptor A2 (gene Epha2). Lineage: Eukaryota; Metazoa; Chordata; Mammalia; Rodentia; Chinchillidae. The transcript has 17 exons. Gene Ontology annotation, biological process: protein phosphorylation; axon guidance; cell surface receptor protein tyrosine kinase signaling pathway. Gene Ontology annotation, cellular component: plasma membrane; neuron projection. The record is from RefSeq and is a predicted model, not a curated record. Gene Ontology annotation, molecular function: ATP binding; protein binding; transmembrane-ephrin receptor activity. Bases 1 to 2931 code for a protein of 976 amino acids.
AUGGAGCCCCGGGCAGCCCGCGCCUGCCUGGCCCUGCUGUGGGGCUGCGCGUUGGUGGCGGCCGCCGGGGCGCAGAGCAAGGAAGUUGUCCUGUUGGACCUCGCGGAAGCCAAAGGGGAGCUCGGCUGGCUCACAUACCCCUACGGCAAAGGGUGGGACUUGGCACAGAACAUCAUGAAUGACACGCCCAUCUACAUGUACACGGUGUGCAACGUGGUGACCGGUGACCAGGACAACUGGCUGCGUACUAACUGGGUGUAUCGCGGCGAGGCCGAGCGUAUUUUCAUCGAGCUCAAGUUCACCGUGCGGGAUUGCAACAGCUUCCCCGGCGGCGCCAGCUCCUGCAAAGAGACCUUCAACCUCUACUACUUUGAGUCAGACAUGGACUACGGCACCAACUUCCAGAAGCGCCAUUUCACCAAGAUCGACACCAUCGCGCCUGACGAGAUCACCCUCACCAGUGACUUCGAGGCUCGCCACGUGAAGCUGAACGUGGAGGAGCGCACCGUGGGGCCGCUCACGCGCAAAGGCUUCUACCUGGCCUUCCAGGACAUCGGUGCCUGCGUGGCGCUGCUCUCCGUCCGUGUCUACUACAAGAAGUGCCCGGAGCUGGUGCAGGGCCUGGCCCGCUUCCCUGAGACCAUCGCGGGCUCCGACGCUCCGUCCCUGGCCACGGUGGCCGGCACCUGUGUGGAGCACGCCGUGGUGCUGCCCGGCGGGGAAGAGCCCCGCAUGCACUGUGCAGCGGAUGGCGAGUGGCUGGUGCCCAUCGGGCAGUGCCUGUGCAAAGAAGGCUACGAGAAGGUGGAGGACACCUGCCAGGCCUGUUCACCGGGAUUCUUCAAGUCCCAGGCGUCCGAGAGCCCCUGCCUGCAAUGCCCGGCGCACACACUGCCGUCCCUCGGAGGCGCCACCUCCUGUGAAUGUGAGGAAGGCUACUUCCGGGCCCCAGAGGACGCAUUGUCUACGCCCUGCACCCGCCCACCCUCCGCCCCGCACUACCUCACAGCCGUGGGCAUGGGUGCCAAGGUGGAGCUGCGCUGGACCCCGCCCCAGGACACCGGGGGCCGCGAGGACAUUGUCUACAGGGUCACCUGCGAACAGUGCUGGCCGGAGUCCGGCGAGUGUGCGCCCUGCGAGGCCAGCGUGCGCUACUCAGAGCCGCCGCACGCGCUCACCCGCACCAGCGUGACGGUCAGUGACCUGGAACCGCAUAUGAACUACACCUUUGCCGUCGAAGCCCGCAACGGCGUCUCAGGCAUGGUGACCAGCCGCAGCUUCCGCACCGCCAGCGUCAGCAUCAACCAGACAGAGCCCCCCAAAGUGAGGCUGGAAGGCCGCACCACCACCUCGUUGACCAUCACCUGGAGCAUCCCCAUCCCCCAGCGGAGCCGUGUGUGGAAGUACGAGGUCACCUACCACAAGAAGGGGGAUGCCAACAGCUACAAUGUGCACCGCACUGAGGGCUUCUCUGUGACCCUGGAGAACCUGGCACCGGACACCACCUACCUGGUCCAGGUGCAGGCGCUGACGCAGGAGGGCCAGGGGGCUGGCAGCAAGGAGCAUGAGUUCCAAACACUGUCCUUGGAAGGAUCUGGCAACAUGGCAGUGAUUGGUGGUGUGGCCGUCGGUGUCGUCCUGCUCCUGGUGCUGGCUGGAAUCGGCUUCUUCAUCCACCGCAGGAGGAGGAGGCUCCGGGCUCGCCAGUCCUCAGAGGAUGUGUAUUUCUCCAAGUCAGAACAACUGAAGCCCCUGAAGACAUACGUGGACCCCCACACCUAUGAAGACCCCAACCAGGCUGUACUCAAGUUCACCACAGAGAUCCACCCGUCCUGCGUCACGCGGCAGAAAGUGAUCGGGGCAGGAGAGUUCGGGGAGGUGUACAAGGGGAUGCUGAAGUCGUCCUCGGGAAAGAAGGAGGUGCCUGUGGCCAUCAAGACGCUGAAAGCUGGCUACACGGAGAAGCAGCGGGUGGACUUCCUGAGCGAAGCCAGCAUUAUGGGACAGUUCAGCCACCACAAUAUCAUCCGCCUGGAGGGCGUCAUCUCCAAAUACAAGCCCAUGAUGAUCAUCACGGAGUACAUGGAGAACGGCGCCCUGGACAAGUUCCUUCGGGAGAAGGACGGCGAGUUCAGCGUGCUGCAGCUGGUGGGCAUGCUGCGGGGCAUCGCGUCCGGCAUGAAGUACCUGGCCAACAUGAACUACGUGCACCGCGACCUGGCCGCCCGCAACAUCCUUGUCAACAGCAACCUGGUCUGCAAAGUGUCCGACUUCGGUCUGUCCCGAGUGCUGGAGGAUGACCCCGAGGCCACCUACACCACCAGUGGUGGCAAGAUCCCAAUCCGCUGGACAGCCCCUGAGGCCAUCUCUUACCGCAAGUUCACCUCGGCCAGCGACGUGUGGAGCUAUGGCAUUGUCAUGUGGGAGGUGAUGACAUACGGGGAGCGGCCCUAUUGGGAGCUGUCGAACCAUGAGGUGAUGAAAGCCAUCAACGACGGCUUCCGGCUCCCCACACCCAUGGACUGCCCCUCCGCCAUCUACCAGCUCAUGAUGCAGUGCUGGCAGCAGGAGCGCGCCCGGCGCCCCAAGUUUGCGGACAUCGUCAGCAUUCUUGACAAGCUCAUCCGAGCCCCCAACUCCCUCAAGACCCUGGCUGACUUUGACCCCCGGGUGUCCAUCCGGCUGCCGAGUACCAGUGGCUCGGAGGGCGUCCCCUUCCGCACGGUGUCCGAGUGGCUGGAGUCCAUCAAGAUGCAGCAGUACACGGAGCACUUCAUGGCAGCCGGCUACACCGCCAUCGAGAAGGUGGUGCAGAUGACCAACGACGACAUCAAGAGGAUUGGGGUGCGGCUGCCUGGCCACCAGAAGCGCAUCGCCUACAGCCUGCUGGGACUCAAAGACCAGGUGAACACUGUGGGGAUCCCCAUCUGA